Molecule: messenger RNA, 2207 nt
Organism: Lampris incognitus (smalleye Pacific opah)
Lineage: Eukaryota; Metazoa; Chordata; Actinopteri; Lampriformes; Lampridae
Product: leukocyte cell-derived chemotaxin-2-like
Exons: 5
Coding region: 23-772 (249 amino acids)
Source: RefSeq, a predicted model, not a curated record
GGAGUAUUUCAAACUGAGAACGAUGAAGAGGAUCCUCUUUUUUGCAGCCUUAUUAGCGUGCUACCUCCUGUUCAGCUGUGCUUUGGAAAGUGACAGGAGAAAGACCAAAGGAUUCAAAGAAAAUGAAAAGAAAGUUGCCAUCAAGGUGAGGAGGAAUCACACGACAGCGGAUGACGGGAAAACUCGGGCUUCGACUUCAAGCAAAAGUGCCAAGGGGGGAGGGAGUAAGAGAAGUGGUGCGGGGCCGAGGGCCGACUCUGGCUGCAUCAGACUGGGAGGUAUCUGCCAGCCCAGACGUUACGUCUGCCAGGGCCACUACCUAAAAGACCAGUGCUCAGGGGCCAGUACACGACAGUGCUGUAUGCCAGCUGGGGCUUGGAGCAUCCUCUGUGCUGGUCACCACAACAACCGAGUGAGGGCAUGCGAUGGGUUCGGCUGUGGAGCCUUCAACUCCAACAGAGGUGAGGACCUCCACAAGGCAGUAGAUGUGGUGUGUGAGGACUACGCCACAGUCAACGCUCCAUUUUCAGGCUCGCUGGCAGGUCCAGUGGGCCGGACAGGACCCAACGGCAUCCAAUAUGAUGGGGUCAAGCUUCUCAAUGAUGUUCACUGUGUAAAAAUCUUCAACAUCCGUCCUUACCGUUACAUCGGUCCGGUGUCCCAGGGUGAAGUCUUGGGCUACCUGCUGCCCCUUCAGGAGCGCUUCUCUGGCAUCACCUCACACAUGGAGCUGCAAAUGUGUGAUGGCUCUGACCCUUCACCUUUCAUAUGAACUAUGACUUCUGACACUACGUGCAAGCCUGCCUGUGACUCUGCAGCUUUAGCAUGAUAUCUUCAACCGUUAGCUUUUGGAACGAGCAUCACAUCACUUUUUAUGUUACAGGUGUGGCAUUUCAAAUAUUACGUCUCCUGUAAGCCUUAACCUUUCAUAUGAUGGAUACAACCUUUCAUAUUUUUUCAAUGUGGCAUAGAUUCCUUGAAUUUUAACGAGACAGUCUUUACUCUUGGUCUGCCCCAUUGCCUACAACCCUUUAACACAACCCCUCCAGCUCUUCCCAUUCAUUGUGACAUACAAGGCAUAAAAUUUUUAUAUUACAACUCCAGCUAUUCACAAUCGGUCCUCUAAUUUGAAACCUUUUUUACUUGAUAGCCCUUUGUAACACUUCCAAAAUUAUGUUUAGUUCCAUAAUUAUGAUUCACCCAAGCUCUCAAGGCUCAUCUUUUGUGUAACCUACAAUAAAAUAAAAUGUAUUAAAAAAAACACAUUACUACUGUUACUUUUGUUUAGUUAAUAGCUUUUUGCAGGGCCUUUAAACAUCAUUCAGUCAGCCAUUAUUAAGGGUCCAAGCAGCAAAGCUGCUGCAACCUUAUUGUAUCUGUUAGGAUUAUUAUUAUUAUUAUUAUUAUUAUUAUUAUUGUUCUGCCUUGAAUGUAUCCGGGUCUCAGAACCCAUAACAGCUACAGCUCUCAAACUUGCCAGAGAGGUUGGAAAUCUCACCCGCUACUCAGACAAAAGAGAUUAUACCAAUUGAGCAGAUGGUGGCGGUGUAAAUUCAAACUUUACGUUUUGGCCUAUAACUUUUGAAAAUUUAUUUUUUCCAGGAUUCUGUGGGAACAGACGACUCUAAAGAUAGAAGCCACACCCAUCUGAGCCUGGAAAGAUUUUCCGCCAUUUUGAAUUUUGUCCAAAUCUUUUUUUCUUUUUCUUUUUUCUUUUUUUUUGCUACUCGUACAAAUUUUGAGCAAUUGUCACCAAAUUUGCUACAGAGCAUCUCUGGACCAAGCCAGAACAUGUUUUUUCUUUUUUUCUUUUUGAUAUUCCAUACGGUUUUGAAUAUACAAGCCAAUCGAUUUAUUAUCAAAAUAGCUUAGUUUCCAAAAUUUGCAAUAACUAAUGAACACAUUUAGGUAUAAACCUGAAAUUUGAGACAAAUGUUCAGGAGUUUUCACCAAGCUUACGUAUUAAAGCAUAUUGUGCUAUGUGUUUGCACUCUGUCCACUGCCACUUGUGGCUAUACUUAUAGUUGUGACUCACGUCACAUUGAACCCCUGACAUUUCAUAUGACCCAAUGGCUUCUUGGUCUUUUUUUGAUUAACUUUUUUUUUUCAUUUCUAUUGAGCAUUACUAUUAUUUUGUUGAAAACACAUGCGUUGCUGUGUUUUGCAUCAGCAUUUUUACAGGUUUAGCCUUACGCGCUCUUGUGGCU